AUGCCGAUAAACCCGCCUAGCCACAGAAUUCAAUCAGAGAAAAGAAAAGAAUUACCUUUUAUCAUUUUAACAGGACGGACAUUUCCAAAGAAGGGUCAGACGUGUGUGGUGCACUACACAGGGAUGCUACAGAAUGGAAAGAAGUUUGAUUCCUCCAGAGACCGAAACAAGCCCUUUAGGUUCAAGAUCGGCAGGCAAGAAGUCAUUAAAGGGUUUGAAGAAGGUGUUACACAGAUGAGCUUAGGACAAAGAGCCAAGUUGACCUGCACACCCGAGAUGGCCUAUGGAGCCACAGGCCACCCGGGGGUCAUCCCUCCCAACGCUACGCUGCUCUUCGACGUGGAGCUUCUCAGGUUGGAGUGAACCUUCCCAGGGAGGUGGCUGGAGACAUCUGUUAAUACCCAUCCCCUCCUCCUUGCCUCGCCAGCGGAGGAGGAGUCUUCACUGGAAUCCCAAUCUUCCCUGCUCAAGCUGUCCUGUCCGUAGCGCCUGCUGUUCUGUUUCUUGCGCCUUCCUCCUCUUUUUUAACUUUGUGGUGUCCGUAUUUGCCUUUUAUCAGAAGCUUUGCCUGAGGAAAAACGUCUACCGUUGUAACAUUCUCAAGUUGUACAUUUUAUUUAAUUUGCAUGUAAGAAGAAUUCAGUGAUGAUUGAAAAUAUCUAUAAAUAUAAAUAUAUAUAUAUUCCUUAUUGAAAAACCACUGCCUUACUGUACACUUAAACCAAG
Mesitornis unicolor (brown roatelo) is the source of this 726-nucleotide messenger RNA. Its product is annotated as peptidyl-prolyl cis-trans isomerase FKBP1B-like. The record is from RefSeq and is a predicted model, not a curated record. Gene Ontology annotation, molecular function: peptidyl-prolyl cis-trans isomerase activity. Lineage: Eukaryota; Metazoa; Chordata; Aves; Mesitornithiformes; Mesitornithidae. Gene Ontology annotation, biological process: regulation of cardiac muscle contraction by regulation of the release of sequestered calcium ion. The transcript is spliced from 4 exons. Bases 1 to 363 code for a protein of 120 amino acids. Gene Ontology annotation, cellular component: sarcoplasmic reticulum membrane.